Messenger RNA from Mytilinidion resinicola, 1117 nucleotides. Its product is annotated as ubiquinone biosynthesis protein COQ9. Gene Ontology annotation, biological process: ubiquinone biosynthetic process. Gene Ontology annotation, cellular component: mitochondrial inner membrane. The transcript is spliced from 2 exons. NCBI's taxonomy places the organism in Eukaryota, Fungi, Ascomycota, Dothideomycetes, Mytilinidiales, Mytilinidiaceae. The coding region runs from base 23 to 775 and encodes 250 amino acids. Gene Ontology annotation, molecular function: lipid binding. The record is from RefSeq and is a predicted model, not a curated record.
ACCCUAUCCAUCACCACCAACCAUGGCUACCCCAACCCGCCUAACCCGGACCCUAAUCCGCUCAUCCCUCCGCCCGCUCUCCAAACCCAUCACCGCCCGCCACUACCGCGCCCACGACUCCCCGCCCCCAGCACCCUUCACCCCAGCCGAAUCCGCCAUCCUCUCCGCCGCCCUCUCCCACGUCCCCGCGAACGGCUUCACAUCCACCGCCCUACGGCUCGGCGCGCGCGACGCGGGCUAUCUCGAUGCGUCGACGAACCUAUUCCCGCGGGGGGCGUUCGAUCUGGUGAAUUACCACCUCGUGACGCAGCGGCUGGCGCUGAAAGACGCCGUGCAGUUCCCUGCUGGGGAGAGGAUAGGAGUGGGCAAGAAAGUCAGGACGCUGGCGCUGGCAAGGCUGCGGGCGAAUGAGGAGGUCGGGGUUGUGGGGCGGUGGGGGGAGGCACUAGCCCUAAUGGUCCAACCCACCCUCGUCCCGGCCUCCCUCGCCGAGCUCGCGCGGCUGGCCGACGAGAUGUGGUUCUUGGCUGGCGACACGGCGGUGGAUUCGAGCUGGUACACGAAGCGCGCGAGCCUGGCGACGGUCUACUCGGCGACCGAGGUGUUUAUGACGCAGGACCAGUCGGCGGGGUUCAAGGAUACCGAGCGGUUUCUGGAUGCGCGGUUAGAGGAUGUGAUGAGAGUUGGGGGUUUCUUGGGCGGGGUGGGCGAGUGGGUGGGCUACACGGGGCACAGUGUGGUGAAUGUGUUGAGGAGUAAGGGGGUGAGGAUAUGAGUGGGAAGAGACGUCGUCUGCGAUGUGGGAGGGGGCAAAUGUGUAAGAGUGGCUGUAAGAUUAUACUGUAGGGAAAAAUGGUGAUCUAAUGGGAUAGGCAAGCUUUAGCAUCGAGAAGGCGUUUGGAAGCUGUGUUGAAGUUAUGUCUCAAGCCGAACAUAUGUUCGCGUUCUCACUGUGAGUAGCAUCGCUCUAGGACUGUGGUAGGUCUAGGUGCUUCUUUUACAGAUAUGUCUGCUUCUACUUAAAAGGGGUUUCUUUCACUCAUGCAGCGAAGGAUUCUUCGCAAUCAUAAUCUUGACAUUCGUCCUGUCUAUUACCCUCAAGGUCAUCUCUGUCCUA